AUGUGGAUACAAUUCAUUGGUUUUCUUCUUAACAAUUGUAAGUGGUUGUGUGAAAAGCCAGAAACUCCCGUUCCCCCUCCACGCAAACCGAAACCUACAGUUGAUCAUGUAAAGUUUGGUCUAAAAGAAGCUUUGCUUACGCUCCCAUCUGGAGCCCGCGCCUCCCUUCACUUUGAUCCCAAGAAUACCUCUUUUACAAUUCAGCUGGAUAAGCCUGUAGCUGAAAGCUCACUUGACGACCUUCGCAGCGGCAUAGCAAAGCACAAAGAGGAUAUCCAAGAACAAAUACUCAAAGCCUCUAAGAACUCUGAGCUACCCGAAGCUCGAGAGGUCAAGGAAUACGCUAUGAAGGAAAUAUUUGUUCCCCAGACGCUGGAAGAAAUUAUUGAAAUAGCAAAUAAGGAUGGCGUCGUUCCUUUUACGGUUUCAGGCAAGUAG
This is a messenger RNA of Eimeria maxima, 438 nucleotides long. RefSeq lists its product as hypothetical. The record is from RefSeq and is a predicted model, not a curated record. The transcript has 3 exons. The coding region runs from base 1 to 438 and encodes 145 amino acids. Lineage: Eukaryota; Apicomplexa; Conoidasida; Eucoccidiorida; Eimeriidae.